UCCGCCGGGUUGUUAUCACAGAGUAAGCCACAUGUGAGUUACCAUCCCACUCCAGGUCGGCCAGCGCAAUCGAACUUCCUGUGUUCUCGCAGAUACCAUAGCCUUUGAAGUCCGCUCCGAGGUAUAAAUAUGUCUGUGGAAGAGCGGCUUUUCUUUGUCAAGAGCAGCCUGUAUUUCUCCGAUUUCUCCUCGCAACAUGGUCAUGGAAUCUGGCAUUGUCACGUUUCGCCUCCCAGAAACAGUGGCAGACUGGCCUUGGCCUCGCAAAAUCAAUCCCUAUUAUGAAGAAGUGAAGGCAGAAUCGGAAGCAUGGUUUCGCUCUUUCAACGCGUUUACACCAGAAGCUCAACGUGCAUUUGAUCGCUGUAACUUCAGUUUAUUAGCUUCAUUAGCAUACACAACGGCAACCAAAGAACAACUGCGCACUGGAUGCGACUUGAUGAACUUGUUUUUUGUUUUCGACGAGUACACGGAUAACGCAACUCCAGAAGUCGUCCGUCAAUAUGCCGAAAUUGUGAAGGACGCGCUUAGAGACCCUUUCAAACCACGACCCAACGAUGAAGUUGUUCUCGGAGUUGUUGCACAGCAGUUCUGGGCUCUUGGCAUCAAAACAUCAAGUAUCACUUCUCAGAAACGCAUCGUUGAGACUUUUGGACGUUACAUGGAUUCUGUAGUGGCACAGGCAGAGGAUCGUCAUCAGUGCUAUACCCGGAAUGUCGAAGAUUACUUUGAAAUCCGACAACUUACCAUUGGCACCGACCCGUCGUAUGCGGUACUAGAGCUCGGCUAUGACUUGCCUGACGAGGUGUUUCAUCAUCCAACCGUUGUCGAACUGGGGCGCUUAGGUGGUGAGCUGAUAAUCAUUGACAACGAUCUUGCUUCGUAUAAUAAGGAGCAGGCUUCGGAGGAAUACCCCCAUAACAUCCUUGUGUGCGUCAUGGAUGAGCAGAAAUGUGAUCUCGAUAGUGCAUUGUUAUGGGUGGAAGAUCUUCAUCGGUCGAUCAAGACCAGGUUUCUAAGGUUGUGGCAGGAAAAACCGACAUGGGGACCCGGCAUAGAUAACAUCGCGUCUCUUUACCUCGACGGUAUUGCAAACUGGGUCCGCGCCAAUGAUUGCUGGAAUUUCGAAAGUGGGCGGUACUUCGGGUCGAAUGGUAAAGCCAUUCAACAGCACAGGAUGGUCACUCUGAUGCCUAAACGGUUCUCAUUGGACGAGCCACUUCUGAUACACACGCAAUAAUCCGUUGUAUUGUUACUUGUCGCAUUAUGUAUUCCGUAUUUCUGGGGCUAUGCUAGAUUUGUUUGAAUAUUUUGCAAAUAGGCACUUGCAACGACCGACAGAUUUACACGAUCCCGAGUAGUAGCGGUAAAGGAGGGGUUUGCUAUGGCGAACGACCGAGCAGAUGGCACAAAACAUCAUACUUGUAAGGAGAGGUUUGUG
Messenger RNA from Desarmillaria tabescens, 1441 nucleotides. RefSeq names its product terpenoid synthase. The transcript is spliced from 6 exons. The coding region runs from base 197 to 1240 and encodes 347 amino acids. The record is from RefSeq and is a predicted model, not a curated record. NCBI's taxonomy places the organism in Eukaryota, Fungi, Basidiomycota, Agaricomycetes, Agaricales, Physalacriaceae.